GCGGGUCGGGGCGAGGGGGAGCCCUCCCCUUCCCUUCCCGAGCGAGCCGGAGCCGGGGAAGGCGCCCUCCGCAACUCCUCGUGCCCCGCCGGUGCCGCCCGCCGCCCGCAGCAUGAUCUGGAAAACUCUCCCGCUGCUCUGCGCCCUGCUGGCCGCCGCCCGCCUGCGAGCCGAGGAAGAGCCAAGGAGCAAAUCCAAGAUCUGUGCCAAUGUUUUCUGUGGAGCUGGUCGGGAGUGUGCAGUGACUGAGAAGGGAGAGCCAACCUGCCUCUGCAUUGAGCAAUGCAAACCUCACAAGAGGCCUGUGUGCGGCAGCAAUGGCAAGACAUACCUGAACCACUGUGAGCUGCACCGUGAUGCCUGUCUCACUGGCUCCAAGAUCCAGGUGGAUUACGAUGGCCACUGCAAAGAGAAGAAGUCUGAGAAUCCAGCUGCAAGCCCAGUUGUCUGCUACCAGUCGGACAGGGACGAGCUUCGUCGCCGCGUCAUCCAGUGGCUGGAAGCUGAGAUUAUCCCAGACGGGUGGUUCUCCAAGGGCAGUAAUUACAGCGAAGUCCUGGACAAAUAUUUCAAGAGCUUUGAUGAUGGUGAUUCUCGUUUGGACUCCACUGAAUUCCUGAAGUUUGUGGAGCAGAAUGAGACUGCUGUCAACAUCACCACCUACAUGGACCAGGAGACCAACAAGUUGCUCAGGGGACUCUGCGUAGAUGCCCUCAUCGAGCUGUCAGAUGAAAAUGCUGACUGGAAGCUCAGCUUCAAUGAAUUUCUCAAGUGCCUCAGCCCAUCGUUCAAUCCACCAGAGAAAAAGUGUGCCCUGGAAGAUGAAACCUAUGAGGACGGAGCAGAGACCCAGGUGGAGUGCAACCGCUGCGUCUGUGCCUGUGGGAACUGGGUGUGCACUGCCAUGACGUGCGAGGGGAGGAAUGAGAAGGGCCCUGCUCAGAGACACCGACCUGAUCAAGAUCUGACUGAGGAGGAGGUGGCUAGAUACAUUCAAGAACUGCAGAAGCACCAGGAGACGGCUGAGAAGACCAAGAGAAUGAGCACCAAGGAGAUGUAAGGGGCCUCCACACCGGAGGAGCCCAGGAGGAUGGGCCCAUCCUGACACCCUGUCCUCCAGUGCUGAUCUCAGUAUGCACAAGUGUCUACUACAGUUGCCCAGUCACAGAUAUUUACAUGUAUAGCGAUGGGUUGUUUGUUUUGUAAUACACAGAGAAUGGGGCCAGGAAAGGGGAGCAGAGCCCACCUGUUCAGGGAGCUUCAUUGCUGGGACCUUGGAAGGCUGGGAGGGACUCACAGCAGCCUCUGUGAUCCUUCCCCAGAGCAGACAGCUGCUCCCUCCAAGAACUAACAGGGAUUUCUUGUUCUCCUGGAUCUGGGGAAAGGACGGAGGUCAGUGCUGGACAGAAAAAGGGGCCUUCGAUCAAUACCAUUGUCAGCACCAGCCUUGGCUGCAGAAAUACAGGCCUGGCAGUUCUGUGGCUGAGCACAUGUGCUGCAGGGCAUCAUUAGCCAAGGAUCUUACCCUUUGGUUCAAGCUCCUCAAAGCUGCUCAGCCUGGUGUGACACCUGGAAGUCAUGGUGCCAUGCUGCUGGCAUGAGUCCAGCACAUUCCUCCUUGCUUUCUACCAGACUGUCCCCAGUAGCUCCUCCAGUACAUCGUGGGCUCCAACACAAUAUGGUUCCUUUUGACCUCAUCUCACUCUUGCUCUCCCUGUCCCCUCCUUAGAGGUGCUAUCUUAAUUUUUUCUUAUCACAUUCACAUGCUGACUCCCCCUUUUUGUUUCAUUUUGGGUUUUUUAUUAUUUUGUUUCCUAUGGUAGUAAUUCUGCUUUUGUAUGUUUUGUAGCUCUAGAUGUUUCAAGAAAACCCAGCGUGUGGGUUUUUGUUACUGACAGUGCAAUGCCCAUGCACAGUUUGUAUCGCACUGCGCUCGGCCGCCACAAACACCACGAGCAACUUGUGAGCCUUGCACUACAGGGUGUUCCCCAACUGGGGAUAGCAAUGUCCCUCAUGGGAAGAAGAGACAGAGCUGGAUGUAAUUAGUUUCACCAGACAUGGAUGGACGCUGCAGCUCUCUAGCUCUCACUCCCUUAGCUAGCAUUGACCAUGUGUUCAAAGUCUGCUCAUGCCUCUCUAAGUUGCCCAGAGGGAAUUGCAAACAGUCUAGAGACAGAGGAACCAGGCAAUCCCAUCAGCAGAGUAUCUUAAAAGGCUUAACUACAUAGAAAACUGCUUAGUUGUGCUGUCAGCCGUCAUCUGGGGCUUUUUAUCUUCCUCUGGGGUGAGGCAGCAGCAUUAUUCUUUUAUUCCAGGUAUGAGUUUGAAGUCAGGGCUGGAAGCCUCAUUACUGACGCAUUUCACAGUGUCGUUGAUCAGACCAUCUUUGACCACUCUCACAUCCCUUCAUGGGUUAGUGUCAUCUGACCCAUUUCUCAGAGCAUUGGUCCUAGAUAUAAAUGAAAUGGUGUUUUGUUGAUCAUCACCUCUGUAGCUUCAAGCCUGGCUGAUUUUUCCAUUGUCAAAUGUAGUUCAUACACACCCGAACAUCCACAUUCCCUUCAUGCCCCUGCUGUGCUUCCCAAGCAGUUGCAUGUACUCUGAGAUGACUGCUUGUGACUUCCAUCCUUCUGUUUGUGAGCAACUUCAGCAGUUGUCGCUGGGUGACUUGCAGUCCCUGGUGCUUACUCCAACAGAACUCCACUUGCAUCUGCAAAACCAUGUCCUACCUGAGUGAAGAGCAGCAGGACUUUUGUCCCAACCUUCUCCUUUUUGCACGGUGCUUUCCUUGGAGAAGAAUGAGCCGGUACCUAGAAGUAUAGGAAAAGAAGAAAGCUUGGUCCCUCCUGUGCUCUUUCCCAUGAGCCAGAUGUGUUAAAGGCUGUCUGGUCUUUGAGCUCUUUUCCUGAUGUGAACCCAGAGGACUUCCAUUGACUUUGGCAUAGUGCCACUUCUCCGGUGUGAACCAUAAUGUACCCUGCUAUGGAGUUUCUGGCAUCAUAAAUGCAGAAGGAAGCUGGGGGUUUUUUUCUCAUGAGGGCCUGGAUUUGCCUUUGAUCUGUCACCUGUGCAGCUGAGGGGAAUGAGUCCAUAGGAACUGAGGGUAAUGUGGGCAAUGCUACACUGGGAUGAAGUCACUCUUUGUGUUCUGGUGGCACUGGAAGAAGUGCUUGGUGAAAUAGGAGCACCCAUUAGACAUAGCCUUGCUCCUUCCCAACAGUAUGAGUGAAAGGGCUUUAUGUGCUGGAUCUGGAGUCAGAGGAAUAUUGUUAAUAAAUGUUUUGCCUUAUUCCGACCCUGCUCUAAAAGUUAGUGCCUCCCAGCUCACUUCCUUCCAGCUCGUAUCGUUAAAGUGCCUUAGAGAAAACACAACAGCUUGCCUUAAGGGCUUUCCAUGGAUGGUGAUAACAUCUUGUUCAGUCAGGAAUAUUUCCAACUCUAAGAACCAGAGCAUGCACAGGAAGGGAAGGUGAAUCCACAGCUUAAGGGCUUCUGUAGGCUGCACAAUGUGAUAUGUUCUCUAGUCCCCUUCCUGUCUGCUGUGAAUGUGCAGUUUAAACAAGGGUGGCUUCUGGGCGUAGAAGGAGAGGUGUGUGCUGGUGGUUGAGGUUUACAGAGCUUGCUCUUGCACUGAAGGUGGAGGGAUGGGCUGCAGACUCCAGCAAGGUAAGCUGAGCUCUCUGAGAAGCCAUACAACAGACCCUAGGGUGGCCUGGGGCCACAGGGUGGGAGUGCAGCAGUUAUGCCUCCACGGAAAGGGCUACCGCCUGUGGAGUCUUUCCCUCCUUCUCGUGCACCCAAAGGGACGUGCAGCUGUGGAAAGCGAUGCCCAUUCUAAGGGCUACAGUUCCCAAAGGGGACUGAAACAUCUCACCUCCCUGCACACAGGGGAAGGGCAGCCCAGACUGAGCCAUGCCCAGACUGUACCUUGCUGCAGGCUGGUCGGUUGCUAACUCCUGCAGGGUGAUGUGGCUGCUGGGGAAGAAAGUGCUGAACUUCAGCCAUCGCCCUCUGGGACAACUGCUGUACAGACUACAAGGGGCAGGGAAGGCAUUUUUUUUUUCCAAAAAGCCAAAUUUAAGCAACCAACAAAAAAGUCCCACUCCUCCCUCUAUAGUCCCUCCUGUACGUGUGUGAAAUUUAUCAGUAUUCUGUAGGUUUCCUUAGUGCACUUAUUUUACUUGAUUUUGUAAUUUUUUUGAAGCAGGGGGGUUUGGAUAUUACUGCCAAAUAAAUGAAACAAAAUUUAAAAAGUAA
Molecule: messenger RNA, 4257 nt
Organism: Chiroxiphia lanceolata (lance-tailed manakin)
Lineage: Eukaryota; Metazoa; Chordata; Aves; Passeriformes; Pipridae
Gene: FSTL1
Product: follistatin like 1
Exons: 11
Coding region: 113-1060 (315 amino acids)
Biological process (GO): cell differentiation; multicellular organism development; regulation of BMP signaling pathway
Molecular function (GO): calcium ion binding; protein binding
Source: RefSeq, a predicted model, not a curated record